Messenger RNA from Botrytis porri, 1179 nucleotides. RefSeq lists its product as uncharacterized. The record is from RefSeq and is a predicted model, not a curated record. Bases 1 to 1179 code for a protein of 392 amino acids. The transcript is spliced from 4 exons. NCBI's taxonomy places the organism in Eukaryota, Fungi, Ascomycota, Leotiomycetes, Helotiales, Sclerotiniaceae.
AUGGCCCAUCGUAGUCAAAAGACUGAAGCUGAAAAGCUUGCAGGCAUGUUAGCUAUACAUGCGGAAAUGACUCGCGGGUGGAAAGCAUCACAAUUUCACGCCGUUCAAAAAGAAUGGGUGGAAAAAACGAUAUUUCCUCUGAAGCUAGUAGUGGAUUCAGCGUUAUUAAUGGGGAUUGGAUCGAUCCAGGGUAACACAAAUGGAUCUUACAAGUAUGAUGAAAAUUACGGUUCGACAGAUGAGGAACAGGGCGAAGAUAUUCGCAAUUUUUCUCAAUUGGUUGGCUUUGAAUGUUGGAUUGAUAUCUUGAGGCAAAAAUUCGAUAUUCCACCAAAUAAAGUAUACUUUCAGGAACCGGGUUUCACCGAUCUCGAAAAAUCAUUCAUCACUUCACUUGGCCAUACAGUAUUAGAACAUCCUCAAGCAUUCAAAAUACUCACACGACGAACAUUUCUCUGUUCUUGUCGCCUCUUUAAAGAUGUUGUGGCAGCUUGCUUCAGCGUUGCCAUGCCGGACCUGGCUGUUAUGUCACCGCUUUGGAUAGAUAGUUGGGUAACAUCUCCAUAUUUUGAGGGAGGACCAAAUUAUAACAGAAUGAGGCGAACUAUCCGUCGGUACGUCAGGACACACCUCAGCCAAAAGCAAGGCCCAAUCUUUGAACGCACGCGCGACGUGGACCUCAGUAAUCUAGGUAUAGACAGACUGAUGCAUGGCUGGCUCCAAGACGUGGAGUGGUAUUGGACGCCGGAUGAUUUGAGUGUAAUAGGAGAUAUAGGCGAACCGAUAAAUCAAGAUGUGUGGCGUUUCGGGGCUGGGAUCUAUGGGGUAAUAGAUUCGCUGGGAGGAGGGAUGGAUUAUGUGAAGAUGGCACUAGAAAUGCAUAGGAGGCGUCGCGAGGAAAGCCCGUUAAGUGAUAUUCCUAGUGGAUCUGAGUGGGAAAAUGAGUGGAAAGCAGAUGAACCGGAGCCAGAGCCAGAGCCGGAACCGCAGCCAGAACCGCAGCCAGAACCGCAACCAGAACCGCAACCAGAGCCGAAACCAGACAAACCGCUGCCAUCUGGAAAAACAAUUCCCAGAUCCCCUCCCUAUCGUGAUAGCUAUCACGGUAAUAAGAGACGACUAACACGAGUAAGAAAGCUCCGGGCAUAUCGCGAUGAUGGUACGGUAAACUUUUUAUGA